Salpingoeca rosetta is the source of this 2187-nucleotide messenger RNA. RefSeq lists its product as uncharacterized. The transcript is spliced from 10 exons. The record is from RefSeq and is a predicted model, not a curated record. NCBI's taxonomy places the organism in Eukaryota, Choanoflagellata, Craspedida, Salpingoecidae. Bases 1 to 2187 code for a protein of 728 amino acids.
AUGCUUGCAGCUGUUGCUGCAAAAGUCAAUUUUGACUUGGUCUUCAACGUCAAAUUUGACUUUGAGAAACGAGAUCGCACAUUCAACACGACUGCACCACAACACUCUACACCACGGAACGCUACACCACACUACUGCACCACUGCGCCACGGAACGCAACACCACUGCACACAAUACCACACUGCCCAGAUAUCACCGCAACAGUGUCGUUGUUGCAGCAGCUGCUGGAGCAAGAAGAGGGGGAAAGGGGUGUGCAACAGCAACAUUCAGCAGCGCUGGUUGCUGAUCCUCCUCCUCCCUCGUCACCUUCGUCAGCACCUCCAGUUGAUCCAGGCGUGAGCGGAGAACAGGCUUCGUCGCCCCUCGCGCAGGCGCCGCCGCUCCUGUCGUCGUCGCCCACCUCCUUGUCUGCCACAAACCAGACACUGCUGAAUUUGAGCGCGCACGCCAGCGCCAGCCGCUUCUACGCGUCCGUCUUGUCGCAGAGCGAAGACGCAAACGCCAGCACCCCCGCGCUCCAGCUCUUCAACAUCAGCACAACCGAACUGCUGCAACAGCAACACCAACACCAACAACAACAACAACAACAACAACAACAACAACAACAACAACAACAACAACAACAACAACAACAACAACAACAACAACAAAGAGGAGGAGAAGACCAGAAAGGAGAAAUGGCGUCGCUGCCCACCAUCUACGACGAUGGUGUCGAUGACCACCAGUAUGAUGGUGAUGCGUAUCGUCAGCGGCAACAACAGCAGCAACAACAGCAUCAGCAGCAAGGUGGAAUGUUGAGCUCCAGCCCACACGCGUACGGACAGAGUGAUUUCACAUCACAGCAGUUCCUCCAACAGCAGCCCCUGCAACAGCAGCAGCUGUCGCCCUCCCCGUCAUCCAUGCAGGCAACGCUGAACAGCUUCCAUAUGGGAAGUGGUGGUGAUGCUCGUGGUGGCGACUCGCAACGUGGUGAUAUGGACGUUGCAGCAACACCAUCCACCAUCCCACUGCACCGCAGCAGGAUGGCAUACAGCGCAGGUGGCACGACCGCAAACACCACCGCCACUGCCCCAAUGCAAACACCCAUGCCAUCCCGUGCGCAGCAGCAACACCACCACGAACACCAACAACGCCAACAGCAGCUGCUGCUCGGUGGGAGCGGGGGUGUGGGCAACAGCGCCACCACCGGCUCGCCUUAUCCGCGACACGCAACAACAUCAUCGUCAUCAGCAACAGGAACACCGCACCAGCACCACCAACACCAUCAGCGUGAUGUCGAUGCGUACCAUUCGAGCAACACCAACACCAACACCAACACCAGCGGGACCGCUGGCUCAAUUACAACGCCUGCACCUCCCACGUCGUCUUCAUCACCGUACAUGGUGGACAGAUCGGCAAACCCAACAUGGAGCGGCGGCGUUGGCGGUGGUGUUCGUGGCGGUGUCUCGGCAUCAACAGGACCAAGAGCUGCAGCAGCAACAGGAACAACAAGAGGCAGAGGAACAACAGCAGCAACAGCGCCACCACCGCCAUCAUCAUCAUCGUCGUCGUCGUUCAAAUCGCGAUUGCGGGGUCCCGAGUUCACCCCACUGCUCUCAUCCACCACCACCAGGAUCACGGCUGCCACCCCCCAAUAUGGAGCGCCGCCACAGGACGAGUUGGAACGCGUUCGCCAGCGCCUCAGAUCUCUCAGGGCCGUACAGCAGGAGGAAGACGAAGAAGAAGGAUCAUCAACGCUCACACAGCAGGUGGCAGUAGCUCAUGCGAUUGUGUUGGUGGCGGCGGCCGUUAACGGGCUGCGCCGUGAGCUGACACGCGUCGUUGAGAACUUUGAAUAUGAACAGUCGCAGUGGCGGCAGAAGGAGAGCGAAAUGGUGCACCGUGUGCAGGAACUUCAUCUUGAGAACGAACAGCUGCAGCGGAAGGAAUCAGAACGCAGCCGUCAGCUCGCAACGCUCGAACGCGACAUUGCGGAGGCCGUCGAAAUGGUGACGGGCCAGAAGAUGAAGCGAGAGAAAGAGGUGUCGGCGAAGGAGAAGGAGAUUAAGAAACUUGUCGCAACCGUCAAGGAUCUGGAGACAAAGCGCGAUCAGCUGCAGAGUGAUGCGUUGUUGUUGUUGUUGUUGUUGUUGUUGUUGUUGUUGUUGUUGUUGUUGUUGUUGUUGUUGUUGUUCUUUAUCAUGUAG